This is a messenger RNA of Manihot esculenta (cassava), 573 nucleotides long. RefSeq lists its product as uncharacterized. NCBI's taxonomy places the organism in Eukaryota, Viridiplantae, Streptophyta, Magnoliopsida, Malpighiales, Euphorbiaceae. The transcript has a single exon. Gene Ontology annotation, cellular component: nucleus; cytoplasm. Bases 115 to 444 code for a protein of 109 amino acids. The record is from RefSeq and is a predicted model, not a curated record.
UCUUCGCACACCUUUUGCCAAAGAAAAUUUCUCUUCACACACGCCAUCAAUUUUAAAUCCUAAAAUCUCCUCUCUGUUUCUUUUAAUCUCUGUUACUGUUCUCAUCUUCCUUACAUGGCCGACAUCUCCAGGAACAGAACCUCAGCCUCUGCUUCGUCUCCUGCGCAGCCCAGUCGUCUUCAGCGCCGGCGACCGGCGUCCUUGCAGAUCAAUCCUCCCACUUCCUCCUGCUGGAACACCGCCAUCCCUCUCCUGUCUCCUCUUGUUACUUCACCUAUCGCGAUAGAUCAGAUGGCGGAAAUGAACCAGCAGCAACCGUUGCAGCAUCGAAAUCAAGGAACGGAGCCGGAUAAGCCUACUGUGUUCAAGAAGUGGCAGCAUCCUGCUGCUCCUUUCUGUUGUGAGCCUGCUCCAUUUGGCCCUAAGUUUUUUGUGCCUGUAUAGUUAUGGAAAGGAAAGAGGCGUUUAAAAUAAUUACAUUUUUAGGGUUUUUUUAGACCUUCACCUAACAAUUGUAUACAGAGCUUGGAUUUUAUGUUCAUAGGAUUAAUGCUAAUCAUUUUUUCUUCUUAA